Fusarium falciforme is the source of this 972-nucleotide messenger RNA. RefSeq lists its product as hypothetical. NCBI's taxonomy places the organism in Eukaryota, Fungi, Ascomycota, Sordariomycetes, Hypocreales, Nectriaceae. The coding region runs from base 1 to 972 and encodes 323 amino acids. The record is from RefSeq and is a predicted model, not a curated record. The transcript has a single exon.
AUGACAGACCGUUCUCUUGGCGACCACGUGAAGGGUUUCCUUUCAACCCUCUCGUCCUCGCACUCGAACAGCAACUCUCCCGCUCCCCCAUACACCGGUAGCUAUUCACAGCCUCCAAUGCAGCAACCACCGUACCAAGAUCAACAAUACGGUGGCCAGCAAUACCAACAAGACUGGCAAUCGCAGAAUGGUUCCCCUUCUUACUACGGCCAACCUCCUCCCCAACAGUGGCCACCCGCCAACCAAUACCCUCAACAGCACAACGGACCUCAGCAGUAUGGUGGGCCACAGCAGUAUAAUGGGCCUCCGCAACACGGUUACCAGCAGGGUCCACUUCAGGGUCCCUAUAAUCAACACCCCUCCAAUGGAUUCCCACCUCAGCCACAACAGCAACAACAACAACAACAGCAAGGAUAUAGCCAAGGGCCCUCUGGCACUCCCAUGUCUCUCCAAGUGAGAGCAGCAGGCGACAGGGUGUACUAUGUGGUGGACUCAAACACGGACCAAACCGUCUACACCUUCAACUUUGGCUUCAAGUCUUCAGGAGCUGGACCCGUCCAUGUCAUGCGCGGCGACAACGGACCUCCAUGCGGAACUCUCACCUAUCAUUCCUUCUCAAGCAAGGUGGACAUGAACCUUGGAAACUCAUUCGUGAAGUUCAAGAAGGACUUCCCGAGCAACACUGGCCUAGGGUAUCUUACCUGGCAAAAGAACGGUGGAGGCUGUUUCUCAAGCGGUGGAAACCUCAUCCUGGAGAGUGGAGGUAGCGUCCUCGCCACCUACCGACUGGAGAAGGGUCCUGGCAGCCAAAAGCGUCAAGGUGGAGGCAUUGAGAUUCACAAGCCAGGGUUGAGUCAAGCUCAGCUGGAUGAGAUCGUCAUCAGUGGUGUCGCCAAGCUGGAAAGGUUGAGGCUUGCGGCAGGCUCAUCGUCGGGCGGAGCAAGCGCUGGUGUUAUUGUUGCUAUCACUUAA